This is a messenger RNA of Cryphonectria parasitica EP155, 1644 nucleotides long. RefSeq lists its product as uncharacterized. The record is from RefSeq and is a predicted model, not a curated record. Gene Ontology annotation, biological process: cytoskeleton organization; cell surface receptor signaling pathway. Lineage: Eukaryota; Fungi; Ascomycota; Sordariomycetes; Diaporthales; Cryphonectriaceae. Gene Ontology annotation, cellular component: cytoplasm. The annotation marks the transcript as partial. Gene Ontology annotation, molecular function: protein binding. The transcript is spliced from 7 exons.
GCGGCCGGCGGCUCCGGCACCACCACAUCAUACAACAACUUCCCCAGACCCUCCUACCUCGAGGGCUCCAGCUACCUGGCGAGGCUCGAGCAACAGGCCCGGCAAAAGGCACUUCUGCAUAGCAGGGAGCCCAACGGCUCACAGGCGGCCAACGGGGCCGGCAAGAAUUCAGCGUCGCAGUCGUACCACAUGGGCAUUGCCAGGGACGUGGUGGAGCGUACACCCGCACACGAGCAAGAGGAGGACGCGAUAGGCCCGCUGCCCACAAAGUGGGGCACAAGUAAGGAGGAAAAGGCAUCGGGCCUGGAGUUGCUGUCGGACGACCUGGAGGUCAAGUGCACCGCGAGGAACCCCAACGAGAGGGAGCACGAGGCCUAUGCUGUCCGCGCCGAUCACCCCAUGCCCGUGCAGUGUGGACUGUAUUACUUCGAGGUCACGAUAUUGUCUAGAAAACACACCGACACCACCAUUGCCAUCGGCUUUUCCAGCAAGUCCGUCUCGCUGAACCGAGCUCCCGGCUGGGAGUCCGAGUCGUGGGGCUACCAUGGUGACGAUGGCCACGUCUUUGCCUCACAGAAUGUGGGCAGGAACUAUGGUCCGUUAUUCUCGGGCGGCGACACGAUAGGCUGUGGUGUCAACUUCAGGACAAAUUCGGCCUUCUUCACCAAGAACGGUCAUUUGAUAGGCCCUGCUUUCAAGGAAGUCAAGGGGAAGCUGUAUCCCUCGGUUGGACUGAAAAAGACGGGCGAACACGUCCGUGUCAACUUUGGACAAACACGGUUUGUUUUUGAUAUCGAUUCCCACAUGAAGGCAUCGGACACUAGCAAACUUGCGCCGCCACUCAACGAGACGGAUCUGAUCCAGCAGCUGGUUCUUCAAUUUUUGCAACAUGACGGCUACGUCGAGACGGCGAGAGCUUUCGCCCAAGAAAUACAAACCGAGAAGCAGUCACUGUGUUUAGACCCCAACGUUCAGGUGCCCGGCAUCGAUAUCAAAGAUGAUGAGGAUGCCAACAACCGGCAAAGGAUCCGGCGGGCGAUUCUAGAGGGCGAUAUUGACAAGGCGCUUAAGCACACCAACGCAUAUUAUCCCCAAGUGCUACAGGAAAAUGAACAAGUUUACUUUCGUCUCCGGUGCCGAAAGUUCAUCGAGAUGAUCCGGCGAGAGGCUGAGAUGAAUCUGGUCGGCGGCGAAAGGCGCAGCCAAAAUGGACACAACCACCCGCCACAAGGCGAGGAGAUGGAGCUGGACGACGACGACAAUGACGUGAGAGACUCUAGCGGCCAAAGGGGUUCCGACGGCGCCGGCGACCUUACGCAGGUUGCUCUGCUGUACGGCCAGUCCCUCCAGGCUGAGUACGCCGGCGAUAAGCGGAAGGAGGUGCAGCAGGCUCUGGAGGACAUCUUCAGCUUGAUGGCAUAUCCAAACCCUCUGAAGGAAUCCAAGGUUGCGCAUCUGCUGGACCGUAAGGGUCGUGUGGCAGUUGCGGAGGAACUGAACUCUGUGAUAUUACAAUCCCUGGGCAAGUCCUCACGUGCGGCCAUCGAGAAUGUCUACGCGCAGACAAGCGUGCUCCUCGAUGACCUAGCAGAGAAUGGUGGCCCCGGUGCCUUCGUCACCAUGAAGAGCAUCAUUGACGAGGUC